Linum tenue is the source of this 3135-nucleotide messenger RNA. The record is from the annotation of a GenBank genome assembly. NCBI's taxonomy places the organism in Eukaryota, Viridiplantae, Streptophyta, Magnoliopsida, Malpighiales, Linaceae.
CCCAAGGCAAGACAGAAGUGGGAACCCACUACCCCAGCCAGAUCCAUUUGCACAUACCAUGCCCCACUUGCCUGGGACCAACAGAUUUCUGCCACGUCUCAGGCUCAUCAUAUCAGUGGUUGGAGAAACCCAGAUUGCCGACUCCAAGCUCCUAAACUUUGGCACCCAGCUGUAGCGUAGAAUCGCAGUUUGCUAUUGAUCAGCAGCAAAGAGAUGUAUGCAACUUGCCGCAGGGGAUCCCAGCCCGUGAGGCAGAAAUAAAGAAGAGAGAGCUAUAGCUUCGAAUACAAGGUGUGUUGCCUUACAGUUGGUCAACUACUGUAAACGUUUGACAAUUCUUCUUCUCCACCAAUGAACCUCUCCCGAUCUACAUUCAGAAAAAGUCCCCAGUUUGUUCGUUGGAAGUGGUAGCUCACAAGUUCUGAUCUUUGCCUAAACUGGUAAAAGUUGUGAACUUUUGUCGUUUGCAAUCCUUGGUGGGAGACACAGGUUGCUCCCACACAUUUGGAAAGUGUUGAGCUUCAGAAAAGGGCAAAUGCUUUGUUGAUAUCAUCUUCCACAUUGGAUUGGUCGUACGUUUAUCGUUUUAAGGGAAGUUCAUUUCUUUCCUUAAACCCAUUAGGAAGAUUAGUAAAUUGUCUUUUGGGGAGUGAGAAAUUUCCGUCAGUUUCAAGGUGUUCCCAUUUUCUGGGCAAGAUUGAUUUUUGCGGACUAGGUGUUCGUUGUAUUGCCUCAACCGAGUUGUGAGGAGGAGGGCUGAGACGCAGAGUGGGUUUUUGAGUAUGGUGGAGGAUGAUGAGAAUGUGGAAGCAGCAUCUGGUGGUGAGGUGAUGGAGGUAGGAAGGGAUGGAGGAGGUAGAUCUUGUUCUCGUGACUGCUUGUUGACUCCGCUGUACUGGUUCAAAAUGCUCGCUAAGGAGACCCACUGGAGCUUCGUCUAUGGUGUCCUGGUCGUUUAUGGAAUCAGCCAGGGUUUCGGAGGUGCUUUCUCUAAGGUGGGCACUGAGUACUACAUGAAGGAUGUUCAAAAGGUGCAGCCAUCUGAGUCCCAGAUCUACCAAGGACUCAUCUCGAUCCCUUGGCUUGUAAAGCCUAUUUGGGGCCUCCUCACUGACGUCAUCCCCAUCUUAGGCUUUCGUAGACGCCCUUACUUCAUUCUAGCAGGAUUGCUUGGUGUGGCUUCAAUGCUUCUAUUGUCAUUGGGUGGGAAGAUGCACCUGUUUUUAGCUGUUCUGCUUUUGAUUAGUGGAAGUGCUGGUGUGGCAAUAGCAGAUGUAACAGUAGAUGCCUGUGUGGCACAGAACAGCAAUGUCCAUCAUUCCCUUGCUGCUGAUAUGCAAAGUUUGUGUGCUUUAAGCUCGUCCAUCGGGGCUUUGAUUGGAUUUGGUUUCAGUGGGAUAUUCGUUGAUCUCCUUGGCCCUAAGGGGGUGUUUGGUUUGCUUGCAAUCCCAGCUGCACUUGUAUUGUCAGUAGGAGUUUUGCUGGAAGAGCCUUUGAUGCCUAAUUUCAGUUACAAACAGGUAAGCCAUAGGUUCGUCGAAGCUGGGAAGGCCAUGUGGAUAACAUUGAACUAUCCAGAAGUGUGGAGACCAUGCCUCUACAUGUACUUAUCUCUCACUUUGAGUGUCAACAUUGAUGAAGGCUUGUUCUAUUGGUAUACCGACUCGAAGGGUGGUCCCUCUUUUUCCCAGGAAACUGUUGGUUUCAUAUUCUCAAUUGGGUCAAUUGGAUCCUUAUUGGGGGCACUACUAUACCAAAAUGUACUGAAAGACCAUCCUUUCCGAAACUUGCUUUUCUGGACCCAACUGUUGUCUGGUCUGGCUGGGAUGCUGGAUUUGAUUCUGGUGCUGAGAUUGAACUUGAGAUUUGGGAUGCCUGACUACUUCUUCGCUGUGAUCGACAACAGUGUGACUCAGUUGAUUGGGAGGCUGAAAUGGAUGCCACUUCUUGUGCUGAGCUCCAAGCUUUGCCCUCCUGGAAUUGAAGGCACUUUCUUUGCUCUCCUCAUGUCCAUUGAUAAUCUCGGCACUCUCUCGUCUUCCUGGGGAGGAGGCGUCCUCUUGCACAUAAUGAACGUAACCCGAACCAAGUUUGACAGUCUAUGGCUGGUCAUCUUGUUGCGGAACGUGUUGAGAAUCACCCCACUUUUGUUGCUGUUCUUGAUUCCUGCUGGUGAUCCAAAUGCUUCCAUACUUCCAAGUGAGGCACUGGCUGAAGAAAAAGAAACUGGGACUCCAGCAGAUGGAGACUUGGAGUUGGUGUCCCUGGUAGGUUUUCAGAUGAUCGAUGCAUUCGCUGAGUCGCAAGAACUUCCAAUGAACACAGUGCAAUGCAAAGCUUUGUUUGGAGAAGGUUAUGUUGGGGAUGCACCUGUUCUCCUUGCAAAGCCUCAGACUUAUAUGAACCUGAGUGGUGAAUCAGUUGGACCUCUUGCAGCUUAUUACAAACUGCCUCUUAACAAAGUUGUCGUGGUAUAUGAUGACAUGGACUUGCCUUGUGGAGUGCUUCGACUUCAACCAAAGGGAGGUCAUUUUAGCCACAACGGUUUGAAGAGUGUGAUCUAUCACUUUCGAGGGAACAGAGAAUUUGCUCGGCUCAGAAUUGGAAUUGGAAGGCCCCCUGGCCAAAUGGACCCAAAGGCUUUCUUGCUACAGAGGUUCAAUGCCACAGCUCAAGGGCGAAUCGAUGCAGCUUUGCCGGAAGGAGUUGCUGCAUUGAAGUCCAUCUUAUCAAAAGGUUUAACAGAGACUGCAAGAUGGUUCAACCAACAACAAAAGUACAAGCACAUCAGAGUGCAAACCCUCCCAACAUGACAAGCUCCUCCCCUUACAGGACCAUUCAAAAGGACAUCGCAUGUGUUCUUUUUCCUCUGUGUAAAAGGAAAGUUGGUAAACAACAGUGUUAUAGCUGUGAAUUGGUUUUAGCACUUUCUUUUGCGCCUGUAAAUCUGCCUUCAUAUUUUUCGAUCAAACAAUCGAAGGGACUCAUAAAUGUAAGUAUGAUUGAUCAAAUAAUCAUCGUCUAACUUGACGACCAAUGUCAAACCUAUCCAACGAACUAAAUGCUUCAGACUUGAAUACGGAUGACUUCUACUCGAUCCAUCCUAUCUAUGGAGGAGAAAGGAGCUAAAUGGGC